ACAGUUUUGUAAACAUGCGAGGGGAUUCUAACCUGUAGUCAACAUUUUAAAUGUUGUUAGUUGGAAGAAUUAUGAGAGAAAUUAUUUAAAUGAUUUUCUUAGUGGAGUAAUUGGUUUAUUUGGAUUUCUGAUCGAUUGUUGGGGGAAAAUGGAGGUGUUGAAGGAAAACACAGCGUAUCUCAGUAACUUCGAGGUUCUCGAAAUUCUCAAACAGAUAAAGGGAAAUAAAAAGCACAAGUCGAGAAAUCAACUUGCGACGAUAACGUACCAGACUGUGAGGUACCUGGAGGACACCCCCUGCAAGAAGCAGAAUCCGGAGAAGAUCAAGGAGUUUCUGAAGGCCGUCGAGGGGUUCAAAUUAACCAAGUGUGAAAAAUUGACGCUCAUCAAUUUGUGCCCCAAAACUGCCAUAGAAAUUCAAUUGAUUAUAGAAGAAAGUGAAGAUCGUCUAUCGGAGGAGCAAAUAGAGUCCCUCCUCCAGGUGAUCUCAACCCACCUAGACGAGCCCGAGGAGGUGGAGGAAGAACCAGGGGAGGCAGAGUAGACGAUUCAAUUUAUUUACAUCUUAUUACGAGAGAAAAAAAUUAUAUUCCAUUACAUCGAGGGAAUUUCACCAUAAAUAUUGUGCGAGUAGUUCAGCUAAUCGAUUAAUUAUCUCUUCUGAUCCCCGAGGUCGUCUAUCGAGUCCUCGUCGAUCUGAAAAAAAAAACGAGCAAAACCGUUAUAUCCGCACAGUCAUUUUUUACCAUUAAAAUAAAAAAUGGAAAAUUAAUUUUUA
Diachasma alloeum is the source of this 778-nucleotide messenger RNA. RefSeq names its product DNA-directed RNA polymerase III subunit RPC9 (gene crcp). Gene Ontology annotation, molecular function: nucleotide binding. Gene Ontology annotation, biological process: transcription initiation at RNA polymerase III promoter. Lineage: Eukaryota; Metazoa; Arthropoda; Insecta; Hymenoptera; Braconidae. Bases 149 to 544 code for a protein of 131 amino acids. The record is from RefSeq and is a predicted model, not a curated record. Gene Ontology annotation, cellular component: RNA polymerase III complex. The transcript is spliced from 3 exons.